This is a messenger RNA of Erpetoichthys calabaricus (reedfish), 2538 nucleotides long. It is a transcript of the gene ints10, whose product is annotated as integrator complex subunit 10. The transcript is spliced from 18 exons. The record is from RefSeq and is a predicted model, not a curated record. Gene Ontology annotation, biological process: snRNA processing. Gene Ontology annotation, cellular component: integrator complex. Bases 264 to 2471 code for a protein of 735 amino acids. Lineage: Eukaryota; Metazoa; Chordata; Cladistia; Polypteriformes; Polypteridae.
UUCAAUGCGCGUGCGCGCGUGGAUCGCACAGGCAUGUACCUUGGGUAGCCGCAAACCUUAUUCAUAACAACAAAACUAAAACUUAGCGAAUUUUGCACGAGGUGCACUGUUGUAAUUGCUGCGAUGGUGCUAAAGCUGUACGCACUAGAAAUAUAUCUUGUGGCGUUCACAGUGCUUUGUGUUUGUAGAAGUCCAUAGUUUUGUUAUAGCAUUUCUUUCAUACGGAACGAAAUCUUUCUCUAGCAUUUAUUGACGGUACAACCAUGUCCGUACAAAGCGACUGCGACUAUUUGGUCAAAAGAGCAAAAGACCUGGUGAACGAAGACCCCUGGGCUGCCAAAGCAUGGUUGAUCACCGCCAGAACUCUCUAUCCUUCUGAUUUUAAUAUCCAGUAUGAAAUGUACAUCAUUGAACGCAAUGCUGAGAGAACUGCCUCUGCUGGAAGACUACUCUAUGACAUAUUUGUAAAUUUUCCUGAUCAGCCUGUGGUGUGGAGGGAGAUCAGUGUAAUCACAGCAGCUUUACGAAGUGACUGCCAAGACAAAGAGACCGACUUUUUACGAGACUUAUUUGAAACUCUUCCGGGAAGAGUGCAGUGCGAAAUGUUGCUUAAAGCCACAGAACAGUGUUUUAAUACUUUGGAGAAAGCUGAAAUGCUACUGCUAUUGCUUAGACGUUUUCCUGAUUCUGUAGUCCAGCAUGGGGUUAGUCUUGGAGAGACCCUGCUUGAAGCUGAAAACAUUGAAGACCAGGAGACACCUGUUAAUUGCUUUAGGAAAUUAUUUGUUUGUGAUGUUUUGCCACUUAUUAUCAACAAUCUGGAGAUGUGUUUGCCUUCAAAUUUAUUGCUUAAGUACCUUCACAAAUCAGCUGAAUUUUACAUUGCCUAUGUUAGCAAAGCAGCAGUUGCUGAAAGCCAGCACCAAGGUCCUCAGGAUUCAGGUAAUCUUAAAUCCCCCAAUAAACGGAGCUCUCAAAAAUACAUUAUAGAAGGGUUAACAGAGAAGUCCUCUCAAAUUUUGGAUCCCUGGGAAAGAUUACUAGAGAUUCUGAUUAUGGUUGGAGCUCGCUGUGAGUGGCAAAUGGACAAAGGCAAAAGAGGGUUUGCAGAUAUUUUAUCUCGAAUGAAAGAUCUCUGCAGGUAUAUCAACAGCUUUGAAAAUGAAGCUCAUUUGAAAUACAGGAACCAAGUGGUUUAUUCAACAAUGCUGGUCUUCUUUAAACAUGCAUUACAGUACGUGAGCAUGGUGCAGGGAUCUCUGUUUCAAGGAUCCAACACUCCAAACCAAGCACCGUGGAUUCUGGUAGAAGAUCUGUCAAAUGUCUAUGGUGAUGUUGACACAGAGCGCAACAAGCACAUACAUAAGAAGCGUAAGCUUGGUGAUGGCAGGGAAAAAACAAUGAGUUCAGAUGAUGAAGAAUGUUCUAUAAAGUUACGGGGUCGUCAUAUUCUUGUAAGCAAAACUGAAUUUCCUGACUCUGCAGAAAUGUUGGAGUGCUUCAGAAUCGCCCGUGAGAGCUGGGAACUACUACACACACAGGAUGCCUUAGAGAAUGAGUUCAAGAGAAUUUGUUUAUCAUGGAAAACAGACUCUUGGUUGUGGCUGAGGAUAUUCUUGACAGACAUGAUUAUUUAUCAGGGCCAUUACAGAAAAGCCAUUGCAAGUCUCCAUCAGCUGACAGCUAUUCUCUCAACUCAUCAGCAGUCUCCUUGUCAAGGUUCCCUAGAACAGCAUCGGCCUCUUGUCCAACUGGCAUCUUGUCACUUCGCACUUGGAGAAUACAGACUGACUUGUGAAAAUCUCUUAGAUUUGAUGUGUUAUGUUGUACCCAGUGUUCAAGAUGAUGUUGGAAAAGUUCCAGUAGAAAUGCCAAAACCAAAGCAAAAGAUUCGUAAAGGUAGAGACCUCAAGCUCCUUUGUUGUUCAAGUAAAGCUGUUAUGCCUUAUUGUCUGCAAAUGAUGCUGGCUUGUUUUAAAUUGCGAGCAUUUACAGAUAAUAGAGAUGACUUGGCAUUAGGUCAUGUAAUUGUUCUGCUACAACUUGAAUGGCCACGGGGUGAAAAUCUGUUCCUUAAAGCAGUUGAAAAAAUCUGUCAACAAGGAAACUUUCAGUAUGAGAAUUUUUUUAAUUAUGUUACCAAUAUUGAUAUGCUGGAAGAGUUUGCCUAUCUCCGAACAGCUGAAGGUGGGAAGGUCCACUUAGAACUACUGCCAAAUCAAGGAAUGCUGAUCAAGAACCCUAGCCCUUCUGUUGGGCUCCUACUGCAGGAGUUUUUACCAAUCCUGCCGCCCGGCUUGCAGACUGUCGACAGGCAUCACACAGUGACCCGGGGGAUCACUAAGGGUGUCAAGGAGGAUUUUCGCUUAGCCAUGGAGCGCCAAGUGUCCCGCUGUGAAGAGAACCUCCUGGCUGUGCUCCAUCGCUUCUGUAUCAACGAGAAGAUCAUACUUAUUCAGACGCUGGUAUAAAUCUUCCUAAAAGGAUACAAUAUUAUAUAUAGUCUGUUAUAAACGCAUCAAAUCCUGACAAAACAAA